Geodia barretti is the source of this 3600-nucleotide messenger RNA. The record is from the annotation of a GenBank genome assembly. Lineage: Eukaryota; Metazoa; Porifera; Demospongiae; Tetractinellida; Geodiidae.
GUGUGUGUGUGUGUGUGUGGUGUGCGUGGUGUGUGUUCUAGUCAUUGGAAAAGCUUCCUGCGGCAUCUACGGAAGCUGCAAAACUCGCCUGCAACAUCAGUCACAAUAGAUUCAAAAACAUCUUCCCCUAUGAUCACAGCAGGGUCCAGUUGAAGGGAAAUCCAGCAGAGAAGGGCUCUGACUACAUCAAUGCUUCAUUCAUUGAUGGGUAUCCAGAGAAGAAGAAAGCUUACAUUGCCUCACAAGGCCCAACGGAGCUGACAGCCAACAGAUUCUGGGAGAUGGUGUGGGACUAUCAGAUCCCUACCAUCGUCAUGCUCACUCGCUGUUUUGAGGACGGCAAGGAGAAAUGCAUGCAGUAUUGGCCAGAUCAGACCAACACUUCAGUUACACGUGGAAAGUUUGACAUCACUGUGACCUCAUUGGUGCCCUCUGCUGAGUAUCAGAUCAGAAAGAUGCAGCUCAAAUCAAAGUCUGACCCAGAACAUGAGAGGACUGUCACCCACAUGCUUUACACAGCCUGGCCUGACCAUGGAGUCCCACGCAACGCCAUGUCCCUCAUCUCCUUCAUCCAUCGCGUCCGGAGGGAGCACCCGGUCUCCCUGACCACGCCCCUCCUGGUCCACUGCAGUGCCGGGGUGGGGAGGACCGGUACUUUCAUCCUCCUGGACGUGGCUAUGCAGCAGAUGAAGCGGGAGGGGACACUGAGUGUCUUCCAACGCCUCAAGAAUAUGAGGACUCAGAGAAUGAAGCUGGUUCAGACCCAGGCUCAGUACGUCUUCAUCCAUGAUUCCCUCAGUGAACUAGUGGUGUGUGGAGAAACCGAUGUGGCCGCUGGUAAUAUCAGGAUCAGGAUGAUGCAGCUACAGAAACCAGUACCUGGUGACCCGUCUGGUCUCAUUGGCUUCCAGAAACAGUUUGAGACCCUGGAGGAAGUUAGCUCUCAGUGCGAGGCCUCUUACCAGGAGGCAAAGGCCAAGUACAAUGCAGGGAAAAACAGGUUCCCUGACAAGCUACCGAAUGAGUUGGGUCGUGUGAGGCUGAGGUUUGGUCCCAAACCUGGCUCCGACUAUAUCAAUGCAUCCUUCAUUGAUGGGUAUAAACAGCGGAAGGCCUACAUAGCCACCCAGGGACCAAUGGAAGGGACAGUGGCUGAUCUAUGGAGGAUGAUCUGGGAACACAACUGCAGCUGCAUCGUCAUGCUCUGUCAGACACAGGAGAAGGGACAAGUGAGCAGUCAUUGUUUCUGGCCAGAAGGGGAGAAAGAAGAGGCGGUGUACGGGAAGCUAAGGGUGGGGGUGAAGAGAGUGAGCCAUCACGGUGACAUCAUUGAGAGGAAGCUGGAAGUGGAGGACACGGAGGGGAGGGGAGGGGUUCAGAAGACUGUGAGUCUCAUGCAGCUGAGUAGCUGGCCUCCCGGAGAGCUACCUCACCCCACGGCCAUCUUGUCUCUGGUGGACCUGCUCACUAAGGCACAGAGGGGCAGCCCCGGCAGACACACUGUCAUCAUGUGCAGUGAUGGAGUAGGAAGGACGGGGACGUUCAUCUGUAUCCACUCACAACUGGAGAGACUCAAGACUGAGGGUGUGGUCGAUUUCUUCCAGGCUGCAAAAUCCGCUCGCAUCCAACGAGCAGCCCUCGUCCCAGAUGCUGCUCACUAUGCCUUCUGCCACGACGUGGUCGCCACCUACAUGGACAGUUUUGAGACUUAUGCCAACUUCAAAGAAGUUGUGUAACCAACAAAGAUAAUAACCCGCAAAAAUCACUUCAUCGUAGUUUAGUCGUAGUGAAAAAAACAGCCACCAUUAGUUUUUUGUACUCUAGUUUGAUUGUGAAAUGAAGUAAAGUUUUUCGCCCGUAUAAAAAGUUCACGUGCACGUGAGGUCAAAGGUGUAGAGCUACACACACGUGGGCGCGGGCCGAGAAUGGGUCGACAUGCUAGGAGGCUCCAGCGUGUUCGCGGGGCGGUCAGAAAACAGGCCGCGGAUGACAAAGAGGACGACCCGACACAACGCGAUCAAAGCCUGGUCAACAUACACGAAGACAAUUUCUUCCGGGACGAGAUAGAUGAUUUCCACGACGCCAAAGAAAGAUUGCUACUCGAAGGUGAUAGUGGCAGUUCUGAGGAUGAUGGAUUGAGUGUUGACGAAGAAGAGGUGCUUGGAUUGAGCGAGGAAGAGGAAGAUGAAGAGGAAAGCGAGGAGGAGGAAGAGUUUAAGCUGCCACCUGCCCUACAGAGGCAGUUUCUUGCCAGCGAUGAUGAGGAACCUUCAGAAAAACAUCAAACAGAAGUAUCGGACAAGGCGUGGGGGCGGAAGAAGAAAACAUUCUAUGCAGUCGAAGGUGAGGAUGAGUUGAGUGGGUCGGAAGGCUCGGAGAUGGCGGCAGAGUUGGAGGAGAAGGAGCCAUUGCUCUGCAGCAGAGAAUGACCGCUGCCAUCAGCGAGGCAGAUUUCAUGGCUCCAACCCUACCUGAAGACGAUGGGGAGCAGGAAGAUGGAGUAGAGAAGGAGGAACAUGUGGCGCAGGAUUUCUCAAAGAUGUCACGAGAAGACAAGUUGGCACUGCUAGAGAAGGAUUCCCCAGAGCUAUUCGAUCUUCUGGAGGACUUUGACUUCAACAUGUCAGAGACAGUGGAACUGCUCCGAUUCCAGUCCAGAGUGGCCAAAGACUCGCCUACCUUUACUGACGAGGCAAGUUCAUCCAUCUAGCACUUGCUCCAGAAAUUCGGGUAUUGUUUUUUUUCUUUGCAGGGAAGAGAAUAUUUGGACUGCAAGCUGCAUCUCGAUCUUUUGUAUUGCAUGAACAUAAUGUUCUACCUCUACCUGAAAGCGUCGGGUCUGCCUGUCAAAUCUCACCCAGUCAUCCAGCGCAUAGUUCAAAUUAAAAAGAUCGAGGCUCUUUUAUCCUCUCUGAAUUCUGAAACACCAGAGGAAAAUCCAGCUAUGGACCAAUAUUCAGCCGUGGAAGAUGGUGUUAGUAAAAGUCAAGAAAGAGAAAACAAGGAGUGAGAGAAACGGAAAUUGAAACCGAGAUCAAAUCCGUGAAGAAGAAAAGUGGCAAAAUUUCUGGGGCGAGUGUCCCAGUCUGGUUUAGUUGAAGAGGAUCCACUAGAUUACUAUGACAGGGUUUUGGAAGAGAAGAAGAGAAAGAGAGAGCAGAGAAUGGAGAGAAGAAGAAAGGAAGAGGCGGAGGGAGAGAAGGAAGCUGACCUUGAUGAGGGAGAAGAUGGAAAAAGAGCCGUCACUUACCAGGUUUAACAGGUUUAAUAGUCACACUCUCAGGGAUUUUUUGCUUUUUUCUCUUUGACUUAAGGAUUUUAUCUUGUUGAUGGGAUUUUUCUCUUGUUGACUUAACUUUUGUUGUCCAGAUUUCUCGCAAUAGAGGGCUGAUUCCACAGAGGAAGAAAGAGCUGAGAAAUCCUCGAGUGAAGCAUAGGAACAAGUUCAGAAAGGCCUUGAUCAAGCAUAAGGGCCAGGUGCGUGAGGUAAUGAAGGAGCUCCAUCGCUACGGAGGUGAAUCCUCUGGCAUCAGAGCCAACGUCUCACACAGCAUCAAAAUCAAAUGAACCAACUUUACUCAUGUCAUAAAACACUUUCAU